Molecule: messenger RNA, 684 nt
Organism: Nyctereutes procyonoides (raccoon dog)
Lineage: Eukaryota; Metazoa; Chordata; Mammalia; Carnivora; Canidae
Source: the annotation of a RefSeq genome assembly
AUGGCGUACCCUUUUCAACUCGGAUUACAGGACGCAACCUCCCCUAUCAUAGAGGAGCUACUUCAUUUUCAUGAUCAUACAUUAAUAAUUGUAUUCCUAAUCAGCUCAUUAGUUCUUUACAUUAUCUCAUUGAUACUAACCACUAAACUAACACAUACAAGUACUAUAGACGCACAAGAGGUUGAAACGGUAUGGACCAUCUUACCAGCCAUUAUUCUCAUCCUAAUCGCCCUACCUUCUCUCCGAAUUCUCUACAUAAUGGACGAAAUCAAUAACCCAUCCUUAACAGUAAAAACGAUAGGCCACCAAUGGUACUGAAGCUAUGAGUAUACCGACUACGAAGACCUAAAUUUUGAUUCUUACAUAAUCCCAACACAGGAGUUAAAACCAGGAGAGCUUCGACUGCUAGAAGUCGACAAUCGAGUGAUCCUCCCAAUAGAAAUAACCGUCCGAAUAUUAAUCUCUUCAGAAGAUGUACUACACUCAUGAGCCGUCCCAUCACUAGGCCUUAAAACAGACGCCAUCCCAGGACGAUUAAACCAGACCACCCUAAUAGCCAUACGACCAGGACUAUACUACGGCCAAUGCUCUGAAAUUUGCGGAUCUAACCACAGCUUCAUGCCCAUCGUUCUUGAAAUAGUCCCCCUAUCUUAUUUCGAAACCUGAUCUGCCCUUAUAGUAUAA